Molecule: messenger RNA, 336 nt
Organism: Trichomonas vaginalis G3
Lineage: Eukaryota; Parabasalia; Trichomonadida; Trichomonadidae
Exons: 1
Coding region: 1-336 (111 amino acids)
Source: RefSeq, a predicted model, not a curated record
AUGGCUCAGGUAGCUCUAGAUGGUAAAUUGCCUCGUCAAAUCCUUCUGGCAUUCCGAGUCCUUCCAUCAGACAGGAAGAACUCUUCCUUCCAACAGGAAAAAAAUUUCCCGACAACUGGAAGAACUCUUCCUUCCAACUGGAAAAAUUUUUCUUGUUGUUCGUCCGUAAACCAUUCAAAUUUUCGAAAAUUGAGAACUUUUUUCCCGACAACUGGAAAAAUUUUUCCCGACAACUGGAAAAAAAUUUCCCGACAACUGGAAAAAUUUUUCCCGACAACUGGAAAAGUUCUUCCUUCCGACAGGACACAAACGAAUGUCCGACGUUCCUCUUCCUGA